AUGUCUGGUCUUGCAGUAAAUGUGAGUAAAACAACUUUAUUCUCUUCGGGGAUUGAGGAGGCGGAGAUUCAGCGUAUUGCAACUCGAUUUGGGUUGGCUCGAUCGAAUCUACCGGUUCGCUACCUUGGCACGCCCCUUUGCACAAAGAAGCUGUCCUUCUCAGAUUGUGAUCCGCUUCUGCUGCAGAUCAAAAAGAAAAUGAGCUCUUGGACUACUAGAGCUCUAUCUAUGGCAGGGAGACUUACCAUGCUAACAUCAGUUAUCUCUGGCAUCAUUGGGAGGUUACUCAAGCUGCGAUCCAAAGCUAUAGAGUUCAUUAGAAUAUCUAUUGGAAAUGGUGAAGCUACUUAUUUCUGGUGGGAUCCAUGGACUCCAUUCGGCUCUCUUUAUAGCUACCUUGGUCAGGAUGGUCCUACUCGCUUGGGUGUACCCUUAUUUGCGCUGGUCUCUGAUGUUUGGAAUGGUAAUUCUUGGUCUCUUCCUGAGGCAAGGUCAAACUGUCAGCUUGAUUUAUUGGCAUUCCUUACUACGAUAUCUCCCACUGACAUACCAGACUCGCCUUCUUGGAUUGUCAAUGGUCAGUCUCAGAAUUUAUUCAUCUCUCGGUUGGUUGGGGAAGCCAUUCGGCCGAAUAUUGCAGCAAAAUCUUGGGCGCCUCUUAUUUGGCACAAAGGUAUCAUUCCCCGUCAUGCAACAACUACUUGGCUCUUUAUUCUUGAUAGGAAUCCAACGCUUGAUCGCCUACAUUCUUGGGGUCUUGAUGUGGAGACUACCUGUCUACUGUGUGGUCUUGACAAUGAGUCAAGGAACCAUCUCUUUUUCGAGUGCCAUUUCUCAUCUCAAGUGUGGUCGUUCAUCUGUGCUCGUCUCAACAUUUUCACUCCUCCUCAUUCAUGGAAUGCGGUGCUGCUAUGGUUGCCUUCUGCCUCACCAGAACGUGCUCUUAAAAUUGCUUUGUUACAGGCUUGGCAGGCAACUGUCUAUUGUCUGUGGCAAGAACGCAAUGCCAGAUUCCACUCCGGUCUCACGAUCCCAGCUGCGGUUUUGGGUCGUAACAUCCACCGCAUUGUCUCUGACAAAGCCAAUGCGUUGGUCUCUCUCGGUCACUCCCUAGGUCCUCCCCUCUUGCGAAUUUGGAAACCUCCUUGA
Messenger RNA from Raphanus sativus (radish), 1149 nucleotides. RefSeq lists its product as uncharacterized. The record is from RefSeq and is a predicted model, not a curated record. Bases 1 to 1149 code for a protein of 382 amino acids. NCBI's taxonomy places the organism in Eukaryota, Viridiplantae, Streptophyta, Magnoliopsida, Brassicales, Brassicaceae. The transcript is spliced from 2 exons.